Hemicordylus capensis (graceful crag lizard) is the source of this 807-nucleotide messenger RNA. Its product is annotated as elongation factor 1-alpha-like. Gene Ontology annotation, molecular function: GTP binding; GTPase activity. Gene Ontology annotation, biological process: translation. NCBI's taxonomy places the organism in Eukaryota, Metazoa, Chordata, Lepidosauria, Squamata, Cordylidae. The coding region runs from base 48 to 704 and encodes 218 amino acids. The transcript is spliced from 3 exons. The record is from RefSeq and is a predicted model, not a curated record.
CCCUGCCACUGCCUCAUACAGGAGCCGUUCGCUGGGCGGAGAGAGGCAUGAACAAGUCUUCACUUGGGGUCCUGGUCUUGGGUCCAGAUGACGCCGGCAAAGCCGCACUCACUGGGCACCUUCUCUACCGAUGGGGGGGCCUCGGGCCCAGAAGGAUGGUGCAGCUCUGGGAACAGAAGGAGGAGCACGCCCUGACCUACGCCCAGCUGCUGGAGUGCUUUGCGGAUGUGCAGGAGAGUGAAGCAGCGCCCAGGAGACCAAGGUGGCACUACAGGAGCCCCAAGUGUGAAGUCGCGAUUGCAGCCUCCCUGAGUGCAGGGACCCUUAGCAGCUUCUUCCCAAGUGGGGAUCUGACUGCCUGUGUGAUGCUGCUGAUCUCUGCCGCUGAGGGGGAAUACGAGGCCCAUCGGGAGCUGAUCCAGAAGUGGGUCUGCUCAGUUUGUGAACUUCAGGUGAAGCAGAUUGUUGUCUGUGUGAACAAGAUGGACUCCACAAAGCCGCCUCGCCACCAGCCCCGCUACGACUACAUCCACAAGGACAUCUGGAGCUGCUUCCAGGAAUUGGGCCAGGACCCCAACACUGUGGGCUUCCUCCCCAUCUCUGCCUUAUGGGGGGACAACCUGCAGUUGGUUGGUUUUGGGGUAGGCAGCCUAUGUCUUUCGGGGUGGGGAUGGGGGGGAUGGCAGCACCUCCAGCGGAAAUGAAAGGCCACGAAAGGCCACGUUUGUGGUUCAUGGUUGGCAUUCAGGCCUCAAUUUUCAAACGUGAGAAUUUGCAAGAAAGCAGCCAGGUCUGUGCCUUCCCCAA